This is a messenger RNA of Setaria italica (foxtail millet), 736 nucleotides long. RefSeq lists its product as uncharacterized. The transcript has 2 exons. Bases 39 to 557 code for a protein of 172 amino acids. The record is from RefSeq and is a predicted model, not a curated record. NCBI's taxonomy places the organism in Eukaryota, Viridiplantae, Streptophyta, Magnoliopsida, Poales, Poaceae.
CAUGAGGAGGUGUAGUAGAACAUCCUGGUGACUGAUGAAUGAAGAGAGAGAACUGCACAACGAUUCCACGCCGAAGCGUAGAGCGCAGCAGAGGACGCGAGAAGGGGCGGCGAGUUCUUGAAUCCUCUCUCUCCGCUGCUGAGCCUGCUCAUCAACCCGGCAUGGAUGCAAAGAACGUAGGCAAUGAACAAGAAGCUCAACAAAAGCUUGAUGCGGUGACAGGCAGUGUUCCAAGACCUAAUCAAGAGACCUUGAAACAGUUCGCAGAUUCAGACGCUGGAAACAUCAGUCCAGCAAAUGGCCAGGAAGCUGACGUGAACAUGGAAGCUGCCAUCUCCACCGAGGACGUCAUGCGAGCUGGCGGGUUUGGAGCAAAAGAUGACAUUGGCAGCCUCCUCCCAACAGCUAUUGAUUCGACAGAUUUCGAGGCCUCGCUGCGGGACGCCCGCGACUUCGAAGGUGAGAAAGAGGCACCAUCACAUCCUGGACUGGGCUGGAAGGGGGAGAAAGCUGAUGAUGGUAGCAAACCAUCAGAUGUGCCGCAGCAGUUACCAUGAUAUCUUACCUUGUAGGCUAGUCCAGCUUCAGCUUCAGAAAACAUUUGCUGAUCACGUUUAUGUACGUUGUUCCCAAGAGCUGCUGUACGUUUGAACUUUUUGCCACAAUGUUAUGUGUGUAGCAUUCUGCUGUUUCAGACUAUCAGUGCUGUGUGAUCAUGAGGAUAACGGUUCUUGUC